AUGCCCACCUCGUCGCUUCGCCUCGUCUGCCUCGCCGCGCUGCUGGACAUAGCCGGCACGCUCGUCGUGCACCACCGCUCCGCGACACUCGCCGGAUCCGGCCUCAUGGCGCGUGCAUGGCAGCCGCUGCGCGCAGUGCAGCUGCAGCCGGCGCAGCCCAUCGCAGUGUUCCGCGGCCGCGCCGGCGACAUCCGGAUGGGCGUGCCCAAAUUCUUCCGGUGGCUGACGGAGAAGUACCCGCAGAUCAACGUCAAGAUCUCGGAGGGCCGCCGCCGCUCCGACUAUGUCGACAACUUCUACCUGGACAUGAACGGCAUCAUCCACCAGUGCACGCACGGCGACGAGGUCGGCCCAAACGAGAAGCUGAGCGAGGAGCAGAUGUUCGAGCGCAUCUUUGCCUACACCGACCGCCUCAUCUCCAUCGCGCGGCCGCGCAAG
Messenger RNA from Emiliania huxleyi CCMP1516, 438 nucleotides. RefSeq lists its product as hypothetical. The transcript has a single exon. The annotation marks the transcript as partial. Gene Ontology annotation, cellular component: nucleus. Gene Ontology annotation, molecular function: RNA binding; 5'-3' RNA exonuclease activity. Lineage: Eukaryota; Haptophyta; Isochrysidales; Noelaerhabdaceae. Gene Ontology annotation, biological process: nuclear-transcribed mRNA catabolic process. The record is from RefSeq and is a predicted model, not a curated record.